This is a messenger RNA of Ectocarpus sp. CCAP 1310/34, 513 nucleotides long. The record is from the annotation of a GenBank genome assembly. Lineage: Eukaryota; Phaeophyceae; Ectocarpales; Ectocarpaceae.
GAGCCAAGAGAACAGCAGAACAGCUGAACAGCUGCACCACAGACUGCAGACAACCAGACCACCGAACAAAGAAAGACCACAGCACAGCAGCACAGCACAACUAGCGAAGGUAGAAGGCAGACCGCGAUCCACGAUAUUCGAUCUUCACCCAUGGCAACUGCCGAAUCGACUCUUGUGGCAUACGCUCCAAGCAGCUCGGAUGAUGACGACCCACAACACCAGCGGCACCCACGGCACGACGCCGCACGGCUAUGUGGCUCUUCGACUUCCGCUAUGCACAAGAGAAACCUUUCUGAAUGGCAUCAAGUUGCGAAAGACAUCGCUUUGCUCCAGCCGUCCUCUGCCUUCAUGGAAUGUGUUAUUUCCAUCCUGCGUGCUUGUAUGGACGCAAGGCAAGAGAAUAGUAGUUUUAGCGACCGCGUGGCUGCAUCCGCACAACAGAGGCCGGGGAAAAUAGAAAUAGGGGAAUGGGGCAAAGAGGGCGUGCUGGGAGCUAGCUGGGGAGUGGUGUAG